AUGCACUUGGAAAACGAGGACUUUGUGGAUUUUCCUUCUUCCAAAUCUAUUGAAACGGAUCAAUACGAUUCUGAUGAAGAUAUGAGUGGCACCUCUACGAUUAGGCAGCGUCGUCCAGUUAAUAAUAAUUCUUCUUCAUUUUAUCCAAAUUUUCGUCCAACUUUAAAUGAGAAUCCUUUUAGUCGAAAAUUUUUACUAGUAAUCGAAAUUUUGCUGGUAUUGACUUCUUUGAUUGGAUUGAUUUUUUUAUACUCUCAGGUAUUAUUUAAUAAUAAAGCUUAUCAACCCAAUAACCGUUUUCAACCUAACGACGGUUCUCAACUUAAUGACGAUUCUCAACUUAAUGACGGUUUUCAAUCAAAUGACUCUUUUAAUCCCAAUGAUGGUGUUUUUUCUAUUGUAAAGAUGGCCAAUAUUAGUUCUGAAAAAUUUUCUUUGCUUAAAAUUCCAGCAACUGAUGAGCUGAACGAACUUCGUUUUGCUGUUCGUAAUCUUAGAGUCGUCAUGGAAAAAAGUCGUAUCAUUAUUAAUCGAUCCAAACCAAUGUCGUCAGCUCUCGAUGAAUUAGAUAAAAAUAUUCAUAAUACGGUUGAAGAACUCAGAAAAUUUCAACAUAAAGCUGAAUGGUUCUUUUGGUUUCUUAUAGAAGAAGUGAAAAUUAUAGCUAAAGAAUUUGAAAAACUUCAUUUAUCCAAAUAUGAUCAAAAUUUAUCUGAAGAAGUUGCUAUCUUUGUUCAUAAACGUCUCAAAUCUUUAGAAACUCAGAUAAAUGACUUCCAUGAUCAAUUCCAACGUGUUAGUUAUGCAAUUGAUUUUGUUCAAAACAAUGCAUUAAAGACACGAGAAAACUUGAUUGAAUUUAAACGUGAGGCUGAGAAAUCUUUGAAAGAAAGAUGGAUUUAUUCAUUGAUUAGUAAAUGGCUUAAUAUUACGGAUCCUAUUAUAUGUGAUAUAGAAGAAGAACUUGAUCAAGUAAACUUUAUCAGAAAGAUGUUAAAAGAUUUUGAUCGCAAUUUUAUUGAUUUUGGUGACUUUUUAACAAAGUAUCGAAUCAAAAUUCGUGAAGUUAUAGUAAAGACUGAUGGUACUCCUACAAAACCAACUAUUGAAUAUAUAAGUUACUUGAAAAAAGCUGCUGAAGAUCUUGAAAGGCAACAUUCCAAGCUUUUUAGCAAGGAAUCGAUUGGGCAUGAUUCCAUGUAG
Molecule: messenger RNA, 1203 nt
Organism: Cetraspora pellucida
Lineage: Eukaryota; Fungi; Glomeromycota; Glomeromycetes; Diversisporales; Gigasporaceae
Source: the annotation of a GenBank genome assembly